Acaulospora morrowiae is the source of this 693-nucleotide messenger RNA. The record is from the annotation of a GenBank genome assembly. NCBI's taxonomy places the organism in Eukaryota, Fungi, Glomeromycota, Glomeromycetes, Diversisporales, Acaulosporaceae.
AUGAAGAUUGACGGUAACGUAGAACCGAUUCGAGUAGUACUCCCGGGGGAACCAGUGCUGAUGGAAACCGUUUCAGGUAAUUUAGGACUUGGUCCAGGAUUAUCACGUGCCGAGGAUUCGAUAGUUUGCACGAAAGCUGGUGUUCUCAUGAAAAAAAAGGACUCCUGGUUUGUCGAGUCCGAUGAGAAAAGAUACAUCCCUGUGAGAGGUGAGAAUGUUGUCGGUAAGGUCACUGGUAGAAUGGCCGAGUACUAUCGGGUAGAUAUUGGAAGCGCCCAUCUAGCUAUUCUAUCUUUUUUGGCGAUCGCGGGUGCAACCAAGAAGAAUCGAUUGGACCUCAAUAUUGGGGAUUUGGUAUAUGCACGUAUUUCAUCAGCGAGCAGAGAUAUAGAGCCGGAGCUUGAGUGCACCGAUUAUGAAGGUAAAAGCAAAGAAUAUGGAAAGCUGAAGGAUGGAUUUCUAUUAAAGUGUUCCCUAAGAUACUGUCGAAGACUGAUGUCGCCGGAAUCGCCGAUAUGGAAAUUACUCAGAGAGAGAAUCAACCUGGAGGUCGCAAUUGGAUCCAACGGACGCGUGUGGUUUAAUUCCGGUACAACUAGACAUACUAUAUUGACUUAUAAUGCAAUAAAAAGAUCCGAAACGAUGACCGAUGAGGAAUGCGAGACCAUGGUAUCGAAGGAAUUGGAUUUUUGA